Episyrphus balteatus (marmalade hoverfly) is the source of this 3735-nucleotide messenger RNA. Its product is annotated as probable serine/threonine-protein kinase DDB_G0282963. The transcript has 8 exons. Gene Ontology annotation, molecular function: RNA polymerase II cis-regulatory region sequence-specific DNA binding; zinc ion binding; DNA-binding transcription factor activity, RNA polymerase II-specific. Bases 207 to 3677 code for a protein of 1156 amino acids. NCBI's taxonomy places the organism in Eukaryota, Metazoa, Arthropoda, Insecta, Diptera, Syrphidae. The record is from RefSeq and is a predicted model, not a curated record. Gene Ontology annotation, biological process: positive regulation of transcription by RNA polymerase II; negative regulation of transcription by RNA polymerase II; cell fate commitment.
GACAUUUCUGUUGAUAAGGAUAUCUAUCGAACGUGAUAUUAAAUCUCAAAUGCCAACUAAAGGUGAACUCUGGUAGCGAUAGGUUUUUUGUCAUAAUCAGAGUCCGGCUUCUAAUCUGGGAAGUUUUCUGACUUGUUAAAGAUUAUUUAACUGAGCUCCACAACAACUCUUAAAUUUCUUUAGUUGAGUUUCAGUUUUCAAAAUGAAUGGACGAUUUAAAAAAAAAAAUAUUAUUGGAAAUUAUCAACAAUGCGAUGAUUUGGUCCAACAAAAUGAAGCUACCAGUCAGGGCAUCACCAUCGCUUCAAAGCAACAAUAGAAACAGGAACAACAAUAAUAAUACUGACCAUAAUAUACUCAGAUACAAUGGUUUGUCAAACAAUAACCCUAACCCUACACAAACUCCUUCAACCAAUACAAUCAAUCAGUGUGGAGGGGUAAUGAAUAACGACCAAGGAUCACUUCGAAUUCAACAACAACAUUCAUACGCUCACACUCACACACACAGCCAAAGAUCAUCGUCGUCGCCGUUCUCUUCUUCAACGUCUUCGUCAACAUCAUCCUCAUCGUCACCGCCACCGCUGCCACAGGCAUUAAACGUGACAACAGCAGUUGAACAAAUACCAACCACCAAAACAUCAUCAGUGUCCAUGACAGUAACUAUGUCUAACCCAACACCAACCACGACGAUCGUAUCAGUUGCCAGCGAAACAUCAAACCAAACAGUUUUAUGCUGCAAAACUGAGCCUGAUUUAGACGAAGAAACCACCUUAUCUUCAAAUACAGUAGUGUCAAAAAGUAUCUUAUCACCUUCGGUAGCCAGUGUUAGCAGUUGUAGUGGUAGUGUGUUAUCAAGUUUACCUACAUCGACAUCGUCGCCAAUAGUGGCGCCCAGUUCUUCCAUAUCAGUAAUAAGUGCAGUGCCAGUAAUUGAAAAUUUACAAAAAGAUACCAAUGACAGUUCUUCAAACGUCACUGAUAACAAUAAUGUUAUAUUGAGAUUAAAUAACAAUAAUAACGAUAGUGAAAGUAACGAAAACAUAAUUCUGCUAUCAGCCGGUAACGAUCAUUUGACAAGUGGUGCUAGUGUCGCUAAUCAAAAUAUUCCGAGUGGUUACCGUGGUUCGAACAAUACCGUCAUAAUAUCGAGAAAUAAUUUACAACAACAAUUAGAACAGAGCCAUUCACAGGCUACAUUACAAUACGCCGCCGAUUUGCAACAAUAUCACGCGAGAUAUACGACUAUUUCACCGGCAAUCGUUGCGAAUUUGAGCGAUCACAGUGAUUCUUAUUUGACUUUGAGUAACACUAACAAUAACAGUUUAAAUAUGCCCCCUUAUAAUUGGGCAUACGAUUUAUCCCUGCAUCACAAGGAUUCCGAGAGCGGAAAGCUAAUUGUUGACCAUCAGCAGCAACAACAGCUGCAGGCUCUUCAACAUCACCAACAUACUCAGGAUAUUCUGCUGACGGCAGCUAAUCAAACAGCCCUCGAUCAAAUCAAUAUGCGCAGUAAUUUGGCGCUCUAUUCUCCAUUUGGAGGAAAUGUGUCAGAACAUUUGCAUGCAACAACUGCAGCAACAAUUGUUGAUAACGCCACCCCCAAUAGCAUUGAUGAAGUGAUUCAGGACACUUUGAAGGAUGAAACAUGUUCGAUGGUCGAUGAGCAUCAUAUGGGUGGGGGAGCAGAGAGUAGUGAAACAGCGAGUUAUCUUACUUUGACGAGUGAGGGAGAAUUACAUCAACAUCAUCAUCAUCACCAUAAUAAUAAUCAACAACAUCACCAGCAUCAUCAACAUCAUCAUCAGCACCAGCAUAACAAUUCAGCCAGUAGCGGCGGUGAAUCGCCAAAUGGGAGUGAUGUUGAUAUGCAAAACAAUUACACGCAGCUGACAAAUGCAACGCAUCGUGAAAGCAUCUAUGGCAGUGUGACACCAGAACAUGGACUGAUUCAUCCUGUAAAUGAUUUUGAUUCCUUAAGUCCAAGUCUGACAACUGGUUCAGUCUACGCAAGACCAUUAAUAACGUCGGGUGCGAAUGGUAUGCAAUACCUGAACGGAAGCCCAACCCAUGACGGAUCGCAUAUGUGGUCAAGUACUUCAUCGAAUCUCAUAGUGCCACCAUCAGGUGGUAGCAUCGUAGCUAAUACAACUCCAGAUGAAUACACUAGUUCUUCGAAAAAUAGUGUAACAGGAACUUUGCCUGCAUUCCAGAGAUUAACUUCAACAAGUGGGAGUGGUCAUUUUGGUACAUCGGCUGGUCGAGGUGCAAAUCAAUAUACAGCUCUAACUAGCUACAGAGGACAGAAUGAAUCUAAUAGCUGGCAAGGACAUUAUGAGACAGGUACUGCUAUUAGCUAUGCCACGACACCCGCCACCAUUGCUGGUGUCAUCAAUUCAAAUACGAAUAAUUCUCGUGGUAGAACGACAAAUGAUUCAACACAUCUAUCAGCAUCGGCUUCGUUAUCUGCAACAUUUUUCGAUGCCGAUUUUAUCACUGAGGGGCGUGAAUGUGUCAAUUGUGGUGCCGUAUCAACCCCAUUAUGGCGUCGUGAUAAUACCGGACACUAUUUAUGCAAUGCAUGCGGUCUCUAUCAUAAAAUGAACGGAAUGAAUCGGCCCUUAGUUAAACAACCUAGAAGAUUGAGCGCAUCACGUCGUCAGGGAUUAUCUUGUUCCAAUUGCCAUACCUCACAAACAUCUUUAUGGCGUCGCAAUCCAAAUGGUGAGCCAGUUUGCAAUGCCUGCGGCCUUUAUUUUAAACUGCAUAAUGUUAAAAGGCCUUUAACUAUGAAAAAAGAUACAAUACAGACACGUAAACGUAAACCAAAAGGAUCUAAAAAUGUUGACAAAUCAUCAACUUCGAACAAUAACAACAAAAAUUCUAAUAAUGCCAAUAAUCUUCAGGAUUGCAAAAAAGAAUUGCAAAACUUAACAUCAACGAUUCAACACGCUUCGCACUCUAAUGUCAGCAGUCCAAAUACCAUAACCCCACCACCGACUGCAUUGCCUCACACUCCAACAACCUCUUCAGCUUCGUCCAACCAUCAAGAAGUCAUGCAUGGAACUCCAUCACCAACAAAUAACCAGCAUGACAAUAUGUCUCCAAUGCAUUAUAACACACCGCUGUCAGUGUUACAUGCAUCGUCUCUUGGCAAUAACAAUAACAACACAAGUCAAAAUAACAACAAUAACAAUGCAUUAAGCCCAAAUAUGAAAUACAAUAUGCAAAAGUAUCUAGCAAUUCCAUCAGAUCCUCAACAACAGCAGCAACAAUUGCAGCAACAUCAACUUAUGACAGGAACUCAUCAAAUGUUUGAAAUGCCACCAUCGCCAACUGAACAACAACACCAUGGCUAUAGUUCGACAGAGUCACCAAGUUACUUCUAUGAUCAUCUGUCUGGCGUCGAGCAUGACGCAAACGGUAUAAAGAUCGAAAAUCUUCACCUGCAUCACCAAUCGCAACAGCAUCACCAAGCAUCACAAAUUAUUCAACAAGCGAUGAGCCGAAGUCCAUCCGUUGAAGAUGAAUAUGAACUACAUCAACAACGCCAGCAGCAGCAACAACAGCAACAUCAACAUCAGCAUAUAAUUCAAAUGUCACAGAUGAAUGCAUUUGGUGAGCUGGAAAGAAAAUUGGAACGCACUCUGGAACGAAGUUCUGUCGUCAAAAUGGAGUAAAACAUGACUCAUGACAAAAAUAAAAUUCUAAAAAAAAAAACAAAAAAAAAAAAGACAA